Tripterygium wilfordii is the source of this 2268-nucleotide messenger RNA. Its product is annotated as protein HAIKU1-like. NCBI's taxonomy places the organism in Eukaryota, Viridiplantae, Streptophyta, Magnoliopsida, Celastrales, Celastraceae. The record is from RefSeq and is a predicted model, not a curated record. The transcript has 2 exons. Bases 770 to 1744 code for a protein of 324 amino acids.
UCAAGUCUACAGCAGACGAGGACGAACCCCGUCGCAGACGUAAGCUCGUCGCCGCCGGAAAUACUCUCCCGUGGGCACCACAGAACCUCACACAACAUUUCGUCCUUCUCUCUCUAUGUAAAAUUAUUUUAUUUUUUUCUCCUUCGUUUUCACAUUCUCAUUGACCAACUGCUCGCGCUUCCACUUUCUCUCUCUACAUCUGCUUAAACUUCUAGGUUUCCUUCUUCUUGUUCAAAGUCUACGAAGGGAAAUAACUCAAAUAAGGGAUCAGUACGAAAGGAGGAGUCUUUCGCGUUUGGGUGUCAAAUUGGGUAAAGGGUUAGUAUUGAAUUGAUUCCUCAUUCUGAGAUUUGGGUUUCAACUUUAUUAGUCUAUUGAUCUCUGUUGUUGCCUGGUUUUGGGUUUUUCUUGGAGAAGGAUUUACUGGGUUAUUUUGGUUGUAAGCUGGUUAUUUGGGUACUCUCAAGCUUAAGAUUUUGGGAAGUCUUGGAGUUGGAGCUGAAUUACUCUUUGUUUAUUCCUUUUAGCUGGGGUUUCAUCUGUUCUUAGCAAUGAUUAUGCUGGAGUAUACCGAAUCUGUUUUGGCUGGUGGGUGUUUUUGAGGAACUUCUUUGGUUUUUGGUGGAGAUUCUUCUGUGUGGUUGCAGGUUGCCGAUUUUUGAACUAGAAUUGUGAAGUUCAAGGAGGGGUUUUGAAUUGUUUUGAUUUGGUGGAAUAGAAUUGGUGUUUUUUUCUUUUGUUUUAUUGAGGAUAAGUUGAGUUUAGAAAGAUGGAUGAUUCAAGAAACAGGCAGAAUGACCAUUUAGGUGUCAACAAGAUUGGAAAGAAUAUAAGGAAGAGUCCAAUUCACCAACCUAAUUUUGCAAAUAAUGUGAAUAGGCAACAGCCUCAGCCUCAGGUUUACAACAUAAGCAAGAAUGAUUUUAGAAGCAUUGUUCAGCAGUUAACUGGUUCUCCAUCACAAGAACCUAUUCCAAGACCUCCCCAAAAUUCACCCAAACAACAGAGUAUGCGGUUGCAGAAGAUUAGACCACCUCCACUCACACCCAUCAAUCGUCCCCACAUCCCUCCGCCAGUUCCAGUUCCAGUUCCGGUACCGGUCCCAGUCCCAGCACCAGCACCUGCAGCUCCUCCGCAAGUUCCUUACAAUGGUAACUUUGCUCGACCUGGUCAAUAUGGGCAACCAUCUCCAACAACAAUGAUCCCACCUUUGACACCUGGGGAAUUAUUUUGGGCUAAUACUGCUGAAUCUCCAAUCUCAGCAUACAUGCGUUACCUCCAAACUUCUAUCAUGGAUCCUAGUUCUAGGGAAAAUCAAGCUCGUUCUCAGACACAACCACAGCCUCAAGUUCCCGGUCAAUUUCAACCUCCACCGCAAACUUCUGGGUUUCUUCCUAAUCUGCCUCCACUCCCUUCUCUACGAGCAAAUGGUCCCGUUCCUCCUAUGCGUAAUCACCCUCCGCCGACUAUGAAUGAUCCUGGUCCUUUACCCUCUCCGAUCUCUCAAUUUCUGUGGCCAUCUCCCACUGGUUACAUGAAUUUGUUGUCUCCACGAUCACCUUAUCCUUUGCUUUCUCCAGGGGUUCAGUAUCCUCCUCCAAUGACACCCAAUUUUGCCUUUUCGCCCAUGGCUCGGUCUGGAAUUUUUGGUCCAGGUCCUCAACCUCCACCAUCUCCUGGUCUUUCAUUUCCAUUAUCACCUGGUUUUUUCCCCAUGUCAAGUCCAAUAUGGAGGAAUCAAUAGUCAAGGGUGAAGCAUUGUUGUAAAGGUGAGCUGUGUGCUAGAUGAGGAGCUGACACCUUGUUUAUGCUGACUGAUAUCCUGCUGAACAGAACUUUCCUCUAGAAAGUUGUAAUCUUUUUUCUAAUUUUCAUUAGUUUUGAUUUAUUUUGUUAAUAGCCAUUCUGUGGAUGUUUGAGGUUAGCUUCUGAGACAGCUACAAGAUUUUUAGUUUCUUGGACAAGAUUUGCUUUUAGGUGAUAGAGUGAAGAUCGGACAACUCAACUGGACACCUGGGUCAGGAGCAAUGAAAUGAAUGACAAAGGUGUAACAUGGAAGGAGGUAGGCUUACAGACAUCAAACUGAAAUGUAGCAAAUCUAGUGGAAGCAUUCUUAUGUAUUUGUGUAAUUGUAUAGUAGACUUUAAUUAGUUUGAACUCAGGAUUAUUUCUUUCUUCUUGUUUUUUUUUUGACAAUGCUAAUAAGAUAUGUCUUUGUCUUUUGACAAUUCUUCAACCAUUAUCAAGGAUUUCUUGUGCUUCCAAACA